Pelmatolapia mariae (spotted tilapia) is the source of this 645-nucleotide messenger RNA. Its product is annotated as transmembrane emp24 domain-containing protein 11. Bases 1 to 645 code for a protein of 214 amino acids. The record is from RefSeq and is a predicted model, not a curated record. Gene Ontology annotation, cellular component: COPII-coated ER to Golgi transport vesicle; endoplasmic reticulum; endoplasmic reticulum-Golgi intermediate compartment. NCBI's taxonomy places the organism in Eukaryota, Metazoa, Chordata, Actinopteri, Cichliformes, Cichlidae. Gene Ontology annotation, biological process: endoplasmic reticulum to Golgi vesicle-mediated transport; Golgi organization; intracellular protein transport. The transcript is spliced from 5 exons.
AUGGGUUUGCAAGGCACUGGCUUUCUCCUACAGUGUUACCUGAUGCUGGCUGCAGCCAUGUUUUUUCAUCUUGGAGAGCAGGAGGAGAAAUGCAUCAUUGAGGAGAUUCCUGAAGACACACUAGUGACCGGGUUUUUUCUUUUGGAGCCUUGGGAUGUGAAGGCGUUAUCAAAAUUACCUCAACUUGGCCUCACUGUAACAGUAAAAGAUUCAAACAGUGAGAUUGUGUUGUCCAAGCGCUAUGGGAAAUUUGGUAAAUUCACCUUCACAGCUCACACCUCUGGUCAGCAUCUUCUUUGCUUUAAAACAAACUCGACAAGUUUUUCUGUCUUUGCCCGUGAACGUCUGAAGCUACAUUUGGAUGUACAAAUGGGAGAGUUCACAGUUGGCCACAAUACUGACAGGACCAAGGACAGCAUGGAGGCCCUGGAGAACAGUCUUAGUCACCUGACGGAGCAGAUGAUUCACAUUACCAGGCAGCAGGAGUUCCAGAGGGAGAAGGAGGAGGUAUUUCGUCAGAUCAGUGAGAACACCAACAGCAAAGUGUUGUGGUGGGCUGCAGUGCAGACCUCCAUUCUGCUGGUGGUUGGUUUCUGGCAGAUGAAAAGACUCAAAGACUUCUUCAUCGAGAAGAAACUGGUCUGA